AUCCUUGUCGUCACGUCACAAAAGCGACUCAUCGGUCGCCCUUUUCGACUGACCAUAGUUAAAUUCAAAACCCUCGCUAUCCCUAUUAAAGGGAUAGCCACGUAUCCAUUUAUUAGUCUAGGGUAGAACCGCAAGCACCAAAUUAUACCCCAUUAUUUUUUGGCCAAAAUCUCCGUCUUUUUCCCCUAUUCUUUAUUCCAACGACUUUUCUUUUCACUUUCGAAUCUUCCGUUCUCUUUCCAACCCUAACAACAACUUCCGUCGUUUAUUUUGUUAAUUUAUUAGUAAUUUUCCUCUCCAAAUACGAAAUCGCCACGUUAGACUUUUCAUCAUUGCCCAAAAAAUCUAUUUUAAAAAAAAAUCCUUUCGUUUUAUGCCUAUUUUGACCUUUUGGGGGAUCACUCUUUGUUUAAACACCUUCAAAGUCGUCUGUUUUUUUUUUUAAUUUCAUGUGGUUUGUUUGAAAUUCGUGUAGUAAAUGAUGGGUUUCGCGAUAUCCGAUGAAUUGUUGGGAACUUUUGUUCCUAUUGCUGUUUAUUGGAUUUAUUCAGGUAUUUAUGUGUGUUUAGGGUCUUUUGAGAAUUACAGAUUACAUUCAAAAAAGGACGAGGAUGAGAAGAAUUUGGUUUCCAAACAAACAGUCGUGAAAGGCGUUCUUUUGCAGCAAACCCUUCAGGCUGUCAUCGCCAUCCUUUUGUUCACGGUCACGGGGAGUAAUGCUGAGUCUUCUACGGCACAGCCAUUGUCCCUUAUCAUUCUAGCUAGACAGUUUGUUACAGCAAUGAUAGUUAUGGAUACGUGGCAAUAUUUUUUGCAUAGAUAUUUCCACCACAACAAGUUCUUAUAUCGGCACUUCCAUUCUCUACAUCACCGUCUUGUUGUUCCCUAUGCAUUUGGAGCUUUGUACAAUCAUCCGGUGGAAGGCCUUCUCUUUGACACAAUAGGCGGUGCCUUGUCAUUUCUCCUCUCUGGCAUGUCUCCUCGAACUUCCAUCUUUUUCUUUUCUUUUGCCACCAUCAAAACAGUCGAUGACCAUUGUGGGCUAUUGCUUCCCGGAAACCUCUUUCAUAUUUUCUUCAGAAACAAUUCUGCUUAUCACGAUGUCCAUCAUCAGCUUUAUGGUAGUAAAUACAACUUCUCUCAGCCAUUCUUUGUCAUGUGGGACAGAAUUCUGGGAACAUAUAUGCCUUAUUCACUUGAGAAAAGGGAAGAAGGGGGAUUCGAAGCACGGCCGACUAAAGAGUUCAAAGAUGAUUAAGUAGAUUGUGAGCAUCCUUUUGUUUGUUACAAAAAUAUAUCAACAGUAUUUUCUUCACUUAACUCAACGGUGAACCACAUUGCUUUCUGAUUUGUAUAUACUCAUAUUGUUGUGCUCUCCAAUUAAAACCUAUCUUUGUUCAUAGAACUAAUAAUGAGAUCCAUGAGUCGUGUCCAAAAAUUUCGAAGGAACAGCUUCAGGCAAUCUUGUUUCCAGGACAAGGGCUUGGGCCUAGCCUUCUUUCUUUUUCUGUCGGUCGUGAAGUUAACUAAUAAUACAUUUCAGACAGGCAAAGUCAUUGGUUCAUAAUGCA
Messenger RNA from Durio zibethinus, 1571 nucleotides. Its product is annotated as sphinganine C4-monooxygenase 1. Lineage: Eukaryota; Viridiplantae; Streptophyta; Magnoliopsida; Malvales; Malvaceae. The record is from RefSeq and is a predicted model, not a curated record. Gene Ontology annotation, biological process: lipid biosynthetic process. Gene Ontology annotation, molecular function: iron ion binding; oxidoreductase activity.